Messenger RNA from Pararge aegeria (speckled wood butterfly), 1332 nucleotides. Its product is annotated as hydroxylysine kinase. The coding region runs from base 79 to 1200 and encodes 373 amino acids. The record is from RefSeq and is a predicted model, not a curated record. Gene Ontology annotation, molecular function: amino acid kinase activity. NCBI's taxonomy places the organism in Eukaryota, Metazoa, Arthropoda, Insecta, Lepidoptera, Nymphalidae. The transcript is spliced from 7 exons.
GUUGUCUGUAUGGAUAGUUCAUCUCUGGACGCGCUAGUAAGCGGUGCACGAUAAAACAGCGAAACUUUGUAAUCGAAAAUGAAGGAAGACGGAAGCCAAGUCUUAGAACCUGCAACUGUUUAUCGACCCGUUAUCGACCACGAUGGGGUCAAACUGCUGGCCGAAAGGCUAUACGGCAUAUCAGUGCUUGAGUUAAUUGAACUUAAUGGCUACGAUGAUAAGAACUACAAAAUUAUUGAAGAUCCUAACGUCAAGAAUCCUUUGAUAACUCACCAUAGCCCUCACGGAUACGUCUUGAAAAUCAUGAAUUCCAUGGACUCUCAGAACCUUGACGUCGUGGAAGCACAGAAUGAGAUCAUGAAUUUUUUGAUCACUCGGUCUGUAACAUGCCCGAAACCAGUCCGUAAUAUUUUCGGCCACCUCCACUCGGUUGAGAGUAUCAGUGGCAAGAACCAUGUCGUGCGACUGCUGGAGUAUGUGCCCGGUGAACUGCUGAAAGACGUGCCACUAUCUGAGUCUGUGUUCUAUCAGCUUGGAGAAUUUGUGGCCAAUUUGGACAAUAAAUUGCAGAACUUCAAUCACUCCGGUUUGGUUUCUCGAGAGCAUAUUUGGAUGCUGAGCAAGGUUCCAGAACUAGACAAAUAUAAGUACGUCAUUAAAGACGCUGAUAAGUUGGACUUGGCUGAAGAGGUGAUUGAAGAGUUCAAGUAUGCUAUAGUGCCUCGCUUAGAAGAGUUGGAGAAAGGCGUUAUUCACGGUGAUGUGAAUGAGAUGAACGUACUUGUUGAUCUCAAACCUGGUGGCAGUAAAUCCGACUACAGAAUCGCAGGCAUCAUUGAUUUCGGUGAUAUUCAGUACUCCUACUAUGUGUUUGAGCUGGCUAUCACCAUGACUUACGUGAUGCUUAUCACCGGUGACCCUCGGACAGGCGGCCUGGUCCUUGCCGGAUACACCGUCACUAGAAGACUGCCUGACGAGGAGUACAGACUUCUGAAGACGCUAAUAUCUUCUCGUCUAGUCCAAAGCCUGAUCAUCGGUGCAUACACCAAAGAGCAGGAUCCGAAUAACACCUACGUCACAUCUACCGAGAGGGCUAAGGGAUGGGAGUUGCUUCAGAAGUUAAGAAAGUCCAAGCCGGACCCUGAUGACGAUCCAACCAAUUGGAAAGCCAUUGCUAAUGAGUUCUUGACUAGAAGCUAGAUUUUAUUGCAAGCUUUUAUAUUUAGACUCAGAGGUCAUCGUGCGCUUUUUUCAUUUACAUUCUAUACAUUUUCUAUAGCAACACAUUCUGUAUGGUACCUUUUGUUAAUAAAAAAAUAAUACAAAUUAUGA